Messenger RNA from Pleurotus ostreatus (oyster mushroom), 2409 nucleotides. RefSeq lists its product as uncharacterized. Gene Ontology annotation, molecular function: protein binding. The record is from RefSeq and is a predicted model, not a curated record. Bases 1 to 2409 code for a protein of 802 amino acids. Lineage: Eukaryota; Fungi; Basidiomycota; Agaricomycetes; Agaricales; Pleurotaceae. The transcript has a single exon.
AUGCUCCAGAGUACCCGCUUCGCUGCCAAACAUUUUUGCCGGCUAGGUACGGUGUUGGUCAAUCAAGCAGCCUUAACACAAUGGGGCCAUCACUCGACCUCGCUUGACAAGUCCCCUUCGUUUCACCCCCUUCGAAAUCUGCAAACAGACAGUGCCACCAAAGCUUCGGACGCCACAAUGCAAGGCCAAUCCCUGCCAGGCGAACUGCUGGUGCUGCUAGACUCAAUGCUCACCUUCGAUGCGGCGUUGCGGAUGGUCAAGAGUUCGCCUACGAUAUCACGUCGUCUCCUUGACGGCAACGCAGCCCGGGGCCUUGCUGUGGAGUUAGCGCGAACCGAACGCCCUCAACGAUCAUUACUCCUGAUACGACUGGCCCACAAGCUAGGAUCUCAACUGAAGCAGAACGUCUACGAAUGUACAGCUCACGAGUAUGCAUCAAAGGCUAAUUGGGCACAGGUCCUCGACGUGGUUUCCCUCGGUGUCGAGUUGUCUGGUCGAACCACCCUGCGUUUGCUGAAUUGGAGGACGAGGGCUCUCAUCGAGGAACAAAAUUUCUCCGGCUUGGAGGCAAUUCUAGGCGAGUUCGAAAAAUACAAAUUAUCUCCCAGUCGACGGACAUUCCAUCUCCUGUUAACUGGCCACAUCCGUAACCACAAUCUCCAUCAAGCCAAAGCCUGUCUCCAGUACAUGUCAGCCGCCGGCUGCCCCCCAGAUGCAUCGACAUAUUCGAUCUUGGUUACGGUAUUCCGACCUUUGGGAGCUGAUCCAGAGGUACUCGCACAGGCAAUACAAUCUCUCCCCGAUCUCCAAACGCAUGGGAAUACAACGACUGCGGUACUCAACAGCCUACUUCAAAUAUAUUUUGACGCGCGCCGACCGCCCGAAGUACUCCGUAUAUUGUCAAUGUUCAAAGGACACGAUACAGCUGCGUCCCUUGCUUCCACAUAUCGAGAUCACGCGGUGACCGGCGAGCUGUACGAGAGCGUAGAUACCCCGCCUUCGACAUAUCAGCUUCCAAAUCUACCCCCAGUAACACCCGAUGCCGCAACAUUCAGCAUUUUGCUUAAUGAUGCUGCUAGGCGACAUGAUAUCUCAUCUGCAUCAAAAUAUCUUCAAAUCAUGGCACACGCAAAUGUGAAACCCACUUCUGACACUGCGGUAUCAUUGAUUCACGUCUUAUUUGCAACCCAUAAUGAAGCCACCGCUCUGCAAUUAGUAUCACAGGUGUGUGGAGCCGGAGCCGGAGAACUCAGCUCUCUGCUACAGGACACACCGCCAACUCUCCAUCUUCCGAUAGCCAUCGACCACAUCUCACCAACUACACAAAUACUCAACGCUCUUCUCAAGGGGCUUCUAAAGUCUCCCAAUGGCUUUCGUUGGUGGCAUGCGGUACUGAGGCAGAUGCAUGUGCACGGUCUUCAACCUAAUUCAAUGACUGCCGAACUCCUCUUGGCAUACAUGGACAAGGUCGAGGGCGCUCGCCCGCGGGAGUUACUCCGUACACUUAGAUUUCUUUCUCAUUCCAAAGUGAAGCCAACUCUCCGGCACAUGCACAUAAUACUUCGCUCCAUCCUUCGCCGCGAGAAGCAAGUAGUCUACGGCAGUGGAUGGAAUGCUCUGGCGGCUAGAUUCUCCUCCAGCCGACGGGACGAAGCUUCUCCUCAUCUAGACCGUAUUUCCGAUGUCGCAGACAUGUUAGACCCGACCGCUGGUAUUAGCUUAACAGCUCGCCAUCGAUACCGUACCCUUGCAAGACCGUUGAUUGAAAAUCUCACUGAGCGCAAAGUGAGAAGCGACCCAGCCAUGUUCGCCAUGCGCAUCAAACACGAUGGAGUAAUGCGAUCCGACUUAGAUUCUGCGAGGGAAGUCUUCCAUGCCUACGUUGCACGAGGAUUGCGUCCAUCGGCGUAUCAUUUUGCUUCGUUGAUGGAAGGACAUACGCUCGCCGGUGACAUAUUGGGCGCGGAAGAUGUCAUGCAAGCGGCGGUUGAUGCUGGGAUAGAGCCUAGCGUCGUCAUGUAUACGACGCUUAUCGUUGGCCACGCGCGGAAGGGCAAACCACAUCUAGCUCUGCGGACCUUCCAGCGAAUGCUGGACGCGGGCGUCAAACCUGACGUUCCUGCUAUCGACGCAGUCGCAAGUGCAUUUUUCGCGGCAGGAGCUUAUAGGAUGGCCGCAAGAGUCAUUAUCAGUCUAUGGCCCCGCGUUGGCCGUUUCCCUCCUGAACUGGCUGACGCCUCCCUUCGUGAUCUGGCCCGCGAAUUUCGCAAACUUCAUGGCCCGAAUGUACGUAGAACGAGCCCAAUGACAAAGCCUCAGAGUCGGACGUUACGUCGCAAAACUGCGAGGCUUCUUUCUUUGUGGGCAAAGGUCAGUAACAAUCCCAGUCUUACACGUCCAACUUCGUAG